AGUCGAAAAGACCUAAUUAAAACGAAGCCUCGGGGUUCAGAUCUUAAUAAAUCGAAGAAUAAUGAGUGAUGACAAAAUAGUUUUACUGGAGGACGAAUGCUACAACAUCAUUGAAGUGGAUCCCGUGACUGGAAAUAAUGAGGAUAAGGAUAAUGUGACGGUUUUAACUAUACAAGAAGAUCGUCCUUACCGAUUUUUGCAAAAUUGCAACAGUGUGGCCCUGUGGUUAUGCGUUCUUUAUAAUUUGUGCAUGAUUUCGCUUUACUUUUCGUAUUUGUUCACCGGAAAUUAA
Drosophila serrata is the source of this 292-nucleotide messenger RNA. RefSeq lists its product as uncharacterized. Lineage: Eukaryota; Metazoa; Arthropoda; Insecta; Diptera; Drosophilidae. The record is from RefSeq and is a predicted model, not a curated record.